Vespa mandarinia (Asian giant hornet) is the source of this 2171-nucleotide messenger RNA. RefSeq names its product Arginine and glutamate rich 1 (gene Arglu1). Gene Ontology annotation, molecular function: cadherin binding. The record is from RefSeq and is a predicted model, not a curated record. Gene Ontology annotation, cellular component: nucleoplasm; mitochondrion. NCBI's taxonomy places the organism in Eukaryota, Metazoa, Arthropoda, Insecta, Hymenoptera, Vespidae.
AAAAGCCAUAUCAUCGUACUAUCUUAACCUUAUAUUUUUCAAUAGUGAAAUAAAUUAUUCGAACGACAAUUGCACCGCCAUUUUUCGAUUGUCAAUUUCAAGAUGGCUGCAGUGUGGCCACACAAGUAACUCGUGUUGCGGUAUUCUCGUGGACGUUUUUUCGUUUCUGUGCCGAUUUUAAAAGUGAAUUUUUUUUGACUUUUAUACUCGAACGAUAUUCCUCGACUGGGGAACAUUUCUGUUCGCAAUUGAGUCUACCAAGAAAACGGUUAAAUUAAGUAAAAUGGGUCGUUCGAGGUCUAGAACGAAAUCGCCGAGUAGAAGGCGUCACAAGAGCAAACACUCUCGCAAACGAUCCAAGUCUCGCGAAAAACAUUCCAAUAACAAAUAUUCGGAUAAGCCGAAAGAACGCUCUUCUAAAUCAAGGAAAAGAUCUCACUCGGCAUCCUCAAGUACAGGAUCUGAUGCAUCUGAUGAUGUACAUAUAGUUAGUCAUAAAAAACGAUCGUAUAGAGACAGAGAAAGGAAAAUGGACGAAGUCGAAAGGCUAGCAGAAAUGGAGAGGCAAAGGAAAAAGAAAGAAUUAAUGAACAAAACCCUCAUCACGAAUGCGGUUGGACGGCAACGUGAAGUGGAGCAAAAGAUGGUUGAAGAAGAAGCAGCCAAACGUAUAGAGGAAUUAGUACAGAAGAGGGUCGAGGAAGAACUAGAAAAACGUAAAGAAGAAAUUGAAGCAGAAGUACAAAGACGAGUAGAGGAAGCAAAAAGGGCGAUGGAGCGUCAAAUGAUGGAGGAGAUGGAAUGGAGACAAGCAAAACUGCGUGAGGAGGAGAAACGAAGAGAGGAGGAAGAGCGGAAGAAGCGCGAGGAACUAGAGAGGAUCAUGGAGGAAAACAACAGAAAAAUUGAAGAAGCACAGAAGAAACUUGCUGAGGAGAGAUUGGCAAUGGUUGAAGAACAACGUCUUAUGGAAGAAGAAAGGCAGAGAAUGAGAAAAGAACAUGAAAAACGUGUUAAGGAGGAGCAGAAAAAGAUCCUAGGCAAGAACAACUCGAGGCCUAAAUUGUCGUUUACGCUAAAACCAGUUACGUGAGUUUGUAUUAUACCGUGCAGAUAUAUAUGUGAUAUUCACAUAUUCUUGUCGGUUUUGAAAUUAGUUCAUAACCAACAAGAAUACUCGUUUGCUGCGCAUAUAAAAAUAUUUCAGUCAAUGCAGCAACAAAUGCCCAAAGCUUAUGUGAAUUUAUUCACUGUGAUUGUUGAAAUCUCCGAAGCAUUGAAAUGUCAUUUGAUUAUGACUUUAAUUGGUAUGUCAAAAUCUAAUGAUAGAUUUCAUGCUUGAAAGGUUUCAUUACGAUCAUAACUGGGACUUAACUUUUUUUCAAGCUACACUUACAUCAAAAUUCAUUCAAUUUUAUGUAAACGAAAUUCCUUUAUUCUACAAUAUUAUUGUGUGUGAUAUAAUAAAUUGCUUACAGACGUAUCGACGGCUGUUCAGCAAGUUAGUUAAUUCUAUAUUUUUGGUGUAAGUGCGGUUUAAAUAUAUGUGUUCCCAAUUCACAAAUACAAUUUUAAAUAGUAUGGAUUUUCUCUUAUUGUAUUAUAACAGGAAAUAAAAUGAUUUUAUUUCAGUUAGAAUAUAUUACGAAUAUUAUGCUAGGGUAUAUUUGUACUUUCUAUAGAAGCAGAAGAUUUAUCUCACACAGUAAAUAUAACAAUAUGGAACUACAAACUGAUUAAAGCUAUUCCGUUAUUAAGUUGAAUGUUAUUUAUCGGUUGUAUGACACAACAAUAUGCACACAGAUUUCCUUAAUAUUUGCAAUACGCGUUAUUUGAUAAUCCUCGUUAUAAUCGAAAAUUUUGAUAAAAGACAUCUGUUAUUGUGUUUCCAAAAUUUUACAUUAUUUUAAUCAAAAAAACAAAAAAAGACAACAGGGGAAAAAAAAAGAAACGAAAGAAAAAGAACAAGCCGGGAAAGUGAUGAAUAGAUGAUCUAAGAUUGAUAGUGGAUGAUUUUGUACGUAUCGAAAUAUAAGUGCAGACGUGAGAAGAAUGUCCUCUACUUAAUCGUGUAUAAAUAUGUAUUUAAAAGAAGAAAGAAAAAAAAAUCUGUUCAUACAGAAUUGUAUACUCGUGAUAUUGUUACUUGUAAAAUAAAUACGUUUUUAUUA